Caretta caretta (loggerhead turtle) is the source of this 4806-nucleotide messenger RNA. NCBI's taxonomy places the organism in Eukaryota, Metazoa, Chordata, Testudines, Cheloniidae. The record is from RefSeq and is a predicted model, not a curated record.
CCGCACACGCCCAGGGUGCCGCUUGCGAACAGGGGGCGAGCAGGAGUCUCACCUGAUUCUGCGCUGCAGUUCCCAGGCUCCAGCCCAGGGCCGGUCAAUAAAACAAAGCAGAAAGUGCGUUGCGGAGCAAACCAGGGCCGGCUCGGAGCCUGGCCUGCGAGGCUGCCUUGUGCAGGGCUUUCUGGCAUGUGGCUGGCUGGGGCCAGGCACCAUCUCUCUCCCUCCCCCCCGAGCUCGGGAGAUCAGAUGCUGACUUUGGGAGUUCCUCCUAUUCCUUGUAUGGAAAGCGGCUCCCCAUAGGGCUCGCCGAGACUCAUCUGACACCUUCCCCCGCUGUGACUUUCCCCAGCUUCCCUUUUCUUCUUGCUCGUAGCAGGGAAGCAAAGGAGAAAUCUCCCAGCCUCUGCUGCUUCCCACAACUCACCCGCUCCAGCAGCCCCCACGCCCGCCGCCUCCGCCUCCUCCCUCCCCUCCCCUCCCCUCCUCCGCAAUCGGGAAUAAAUCAGAGGAGGAGAGACCCAGGCACGCCAGAGCGAGCGGAGAUCUGUUCCAAAAGUAGCCCUGAUGGCGGCGGAUCGGAUGGAGCCGGAGCUGCUGCUGGAGUAGCGGAGAGCCCCCUGGAUCCCCCGCUCCACCCACAGAUCUCAGUCGGUCUCCUCCCCACCCUCCGCUCCGCUCCCUGCUGCUGUGCCCAUCGCUCGGAGAAGGGGGGGCACUUUAAAAAAACAAAACAACCCCCCACUCAUUUAAUUUUAUCAUUUGUUCCGUCUCCGUGACUGGGGGAUCGAUCUUCGAUCAGGAAGAUGGCUGCUGGCUGGCUGCUAGUCUUCAGUCUGACACUUUUCCAGUCCCUGGUGAUGAACCUGUCCUCGGAAGGACCGUUCCCUUCUGCCUCAACAAUAAAGUCAUGGGUGGAGAAAAUGCAAGAGGAUCUUGUAACGUUGGCAAGAAGUGCAAGUGGGGUGGAUGAGCUUGCCAAGAUUUAUACGAAACACAACAAUCUGUAUACAGUGGAAGCCAACAAUGCACGUAAAUUGGUGGAAAUGGCGGCCACAGAUAUUGAAAAACUACUGAGUAAUAGAUCGAAAGCCCUGGUGAACCUUGCAACAAAAGCAGAGACAUUUCAAAAAUCGCAUCAGUGGAGGGAUGAGUUUGGGAAUAAUGAUAUCAUCUAUUACAAUGCAAAAGAUGAUCAGAACGAUUCUGAAAAGAAUGAGACUGAAACUGGAAGCCAGAGAAUCAGACCAGUGUUUGAAGAAGAUGCUGUUUUUGGGCGACAAAUAUCUUACCAGCAUGCAGCAGUCCACAUACCAACAGAUAUUUAUGAAGGCUCUACAAUAGUGUUAAAUGAACUCAACUGGACUGGAGCAUUGGAUGAAGUAUUCAAAAAGAACAGAGAUGAAGACCCAACUUUGUUGUGGCAGGUUUUUGGUAGUGCGACUGGCCUCGCCAGGUAUUAUCCAGCCUCCCCAUGGGUAGAUAAAAGCCGAACUCCAAACAAGAUAGAUCUAUAUGAUGUUCGCAGAAGACCAUGGUACAUCCAAGGAGCUGCAUCUCCAAAAGACAUGCUUAUUUUAGUUGAUGCGAGUGGGAGCGUUAGUGGACUGACACUGAAGUUGAUCCGAACCUCCGUCAUUGAGAUGCUAGAAACCUUGUCAGAUGAUGAUUUUGUGAAUGUAGUUUCAUUUAACAAUAACGCUCAGAACGUCAGUUGCUUUAAUCAUCUUGUCCAAGCUAAUGUGAGGAACAAGAAGAAGCUGAAAGAGGCAGUCUACAAAAUCUCAGCUAAAGGAAUCACUGACUACAAGAAAGGCUUUAGCUAUGCUUUUGAACAGUUGCUAAAUCACAGUGUCUCUAGAGCUAACUGCAAUAAGAUCAUUAUGUUGUUUACUGAUGGUGGUGAAGAAAGAGCACAAGAGAUUUUCCACAAAUACAACAAAGACAAAAACGUACGUGUAUUCACAUUUUCUGUUGGUCAACAUAAUUAUGACAAAGGACCCAUACAAUGGAUGGCCUGCCAAAAUAAAGGUUACUAUUAUGAAAUUCCUUCCAUUGGAGCGAUAAGAAUAAACACACAGGAAUAUUUGGACGUUCUGGGGAGACCGAUGGUUUUAGCUGGAGAUAAAGCAAAACAAGUCCAGUGGACCAAUGUGUAUUUGGAUGCACUGGAACUGGGCCUUGUCAUUACCGGGACUCUGCCUGUCUUUAAUCUAACGGAAGACCAACAAGGGAACAAGAACCAGCUGAUUCUUGGAGUUAUGGGAGUUGAUGUCUCUUUGGAGGACAUAAAAAACCUGACACCACGGUUUACACUGUGCCCAAAUGGUUACUAUUUUGCAAUUGACCCUAAUGGUUAUGUGUUACUUCAUCCAGAUCUUCAACCAAAGAACCCUAAAUCUCAGGAGCCUGUUACACUGGAUUUUCUGGAUGCUGAGCUAGAAAACGAUAUUAAAGUUGAGAUUCGGAAAAAAAUGAUAGAUGGAGAAAGUGGGGAAAGAACAUUUAAAACAUUGGUCAAGUCUCAAGAUGAGAGAUAUAUUGACAAAGGAAACAGAACGUAUACAUGGACUGCUGUGAAUGGCACAGAUUACAGUUUGGCCUUGGUAUUACCAUCCUACAGCUUUUACUACAUUAAAGCCAAAAUAGAAGAACCAAUAACUCAGGCCAGAUAUUCAGAAACUCUAAAGAUUGAUCACUUUGAUGAAGCUGGCUAUACCUUUAUAGCACCAAGAGAAUACUGUAAUGAUGUAAAAGUAUCAGACAACAACACUGAAUUUCUUUUAAAUUUCAAUGAGUUUAUUGAUCGAAAUACCCCAAACAGCCCUUCAUGUAAUGCUGAUAUGGUCAUUAGAGUUUUGCUGGAUGCAGGAUUUACAAAUGAACUAGUCCAGAACUAUUGGAGUAAGCAAUCUCUCAAUGGAGUUGUUGCACAAUUUGUGGUCACGGAUGGUGGAAUCACUAGGGUUUACCCUAAAAGGGCAGGAGAGGAUUGGACAGAAAAUCCUGAAACUUAUGAAGUCAGUUUCUAUAAACGGAGCUUGGAUAAUGACAACUAUAUCUUCACAGCUCCAUACUACAACAAAAGUGACGCCAGUAGCUAUGAAACGGGCAUUAUGGUGAGCAAGGCUGUGGAAAUAACCAUUGGUGGAAAACUUCUUAAACCCGCAGUUGUUGGAAUAAAAAUUGAUGCAAACCAAUGGAUGGAAAAUUUCACCAAAACCACAAUCAAGAGCCUGUGCAACAGUGAACUUUGUGGCUGUGAAAGAGGGAGUAUGCACCUGGAUUGUGUUGUUCUUGAUGAUGGUGGAUUUCUUUUGAUGUCGAAUCAGGAGGAAUAUACCAAACAGAUUGGACGAUUCUUUGGUGAGAUUGACCCUGACCUGAUGCGAAACCUCAUUAACAUGUCCUUAUAUGCCUUUAACAAGUCUUACGACUAUCAGUCUGUUUGUGAUCCUGAAGAAGAACCAAAGCAAGGAGCUGGUCUUCGUUCCGCAUACGUGCCUACAGUAGCGGAUAUUUUGCAUGUCGGAUGGUGGGCCUCUGCAGCUGCCUGGUCUAUCUUGCAACAGCUGUUUUUGGGCCUGACUUUUCCACGUUUCCUUGAGGCAGCGGAAGCAGAUGAUGAUGACUACACUGCUGCCCUAUCCAAACAGAGCUGCAUUACUGAGCAAACUCAGUAUUUCUUUGAAAAUGACGAUAAAUCCUUCAGUGGGAUUGUAGACUGUAUAAACUGUUCCAGACUUUAUCAUGCAGAAAAAGUUUCACACACCAAUCUAGUAUUUAUAAUUAGUGACAGCCAAAAGAUGUGCCACUCCUGUGACCCAAAGCCAUUGAUGCAAGCAGAAAAGCCGGCUGAAGGGCCAAAUCCUUGUGAAAUGGUGAAGCAACCCAGAUACAGAAAGGGGCCUGAUGUCUGCUUUGAUAAAGAUGACCGGGAUCAGCCUAUAUGCACAACGAGUCGUGCCUCUGCCAUGAUGUCCGCUCCUAUCUUCAUUUUUCUGCAACUUUUCAUAUGGUGUGGAUGGAAGAUUCGUCAGACUGUGGUGGGGUCUCUGGACUGAGCCCAUCACUCUGGUCUAUGAUAGGAAUCCAGUUUGUCCUGCUUUGGCUGUUAUCUGGCUGCAGACAUUGCCAGUUAUGACCCUGUGAAACCAAAAUCUGCAAAACUAAUCAAGACCCUGUCAAAACGUUAGCCCUCAGUUUCAUUGUCAAAGGGUCAGCAAUUCAGACAGCAGAAGAACAGCAAUGCCCAUAACUUGGUAUCAGUCUAUGUGAAAGAUUCAUAAAGGCACCCACAGUGGCUGCAUGUUGGAGUGUCAGAUCCUUAAACAUGUGUGAAUGCUGCAUCAUCUAUGCCAUCAGAACAGAAUUCUAUAUAUGCUUUAUUGAGGAAUCUAAGAUUUUUGUGUUCAUUGUUGUAUCGUUGCUGACUUCAUGUAAAAGGGCUCCCCUUAAAAUAGCUUAUGUAUGAUAUGAUUUCCAUUUAUUUUUAUCUUAGCAUUGAAUUUGUUGCAGACCCUGUAUACUUUUACAUUAACCUUCCUCUUUUAUUGUAUCAAUACCAUUACAGCUGCUUUGAACAUCAGUUGUGUCCAGAAUAUAAAAUAGUUGGCAGACUUCAGUUUGUACAAAACAGCUUAGUGAAUUGAAAAUAUUGGCUAGUCUUCUCCAGAACUUCACCAUGACUGAAAUGCCUUACAAUGAGUGGUUUAUUCUGCCAAAAUUAAUCAAAACAUGUGGCUAGCUAAGUUUUGGUAGGUUCAUAAACUGUUGGUUUUAAAAAUAAAAUAAAAAUAAAAAAAAAAA